Molecule: messenger RNA, 4585 nt
Organism: Talpa occidentalis (Iberian mole)
Lineage: Eukaryota; Metazoa; Chordata; Mammalia; Eulipotyphla; Talpidae
Gene: OCEL1
Product: occludin/ELL domain containing 1
Exons: 6
Biological process (GO): bicellular tight junction assembly
Cellular component (GO): bicellular tight junction; cytoplasmic vesicle; apical plasma membrane
Source: RefSeq, a predicted model, not a curated record
ACAGCGGGACGCAGGCGCCUCUCCGGGAACGAACCAGACUCUGAGCUCCGGACGCUGGGACAGGCUUCCCGCCGACCGCCCCCGCCACGCGCGGGCUGCGACACCGCCCGCAGGACGCGGCCAUCGGCCCGGGGACGCCCGAACGGCUCCUCCCCGGGGCGGAUGCCCUCCCGGGAACCCCCCGAGACCCGCGGCCUCCGGGGUCACCCGCAGAACCACCCGCCUGGCCCUGGGCCCCCGCAAAUGGUGUCUCGAGGCACGGAAACCAGCACCCACCGUCCUCUAUGCCAGCCCCAGCCAAGAACAAGACCCAAGAGGAUUGUAUUUGAAGAUGAACAAAGAACAAGACCCAAGAGGAUUGUGUUUGAAGAUGAGUUGCCCACCAGGGCUCUCCUGAACACCAGGAAACCUACUGUCACCAUCCCUGGAGGACCUACGCCUAGGCCCCACUCAGUGCCUGACUAUGAGCUUAAGUACCCACCUGUGAGCAAUGUGAGGGAACGAAGAGGAUAUGCUGCGGUAUUCCGGGACCAGUACACAGAGUUCUUGGAGCUCCAGCGGGAAGUGGGCUCUGCACAGGCAAAGCUGCGGCAGUUGGGUGCACUGCUGGACUCCCUGCCCCCACCCCAAAGCCAGAAAGAGGCCCAGUUCACUUCUCGGGUCUGGAGGGAGUUUGAAAAGAAGCAGAUGGACCCCAGCUUCCUGGACAAGCAGGCUCGCUGCUGCUACCUGAAGAGCAAACUGAGGCACCUCAAGAUGCAGAUCCAGAAAUUUGACAACCAAGAAGACAGUGAGGGAUCAGUGUACUUCUGAGCAUCCUGGCAGGCAGCAUUGGGACACACCAGGUGGGGGUCCCACCCUGUGCUUGCUUCUUUUCCUGCCUCCCAGCCUUAGCACUUGCUGUUCACCCCGCCUGGGCAGCUUUCUCUGACUGCAGAGACCUUUGAGACUGCACUCUGAUGCCUUCUCCUCCAAGAAGCCUUCCCAGAACCUACUCCAGGACCUCUAGCCUUGACCCCAUGGGGACCCUAGACUCACCCUAUCAUCCCUGGAAAUCAGGUCCCCACUCUCCAUCUCAGUGGAAUUAACAUUUAUUAAAUACAACUAUGUGUAUCUACUUAACACUUCUGGUGCCACUCAGCUGUUACCUAGAAAUUGUUCUUCCUUUUUUAAAAUUUUUUUUAAAGAUUUAUUUAAGCAUACAAGAACUGGGGUAUAGGCCAGAGGUGCAGGGGAUGAGAGGAUUCACCAGAGACAGAGUGGGGAGCAGAACAGGCCGAUCUACUGUAAUACACUGCUGAGGGGAGCAGCGGGCGAGACAGGAGAGGUCUGCUGCGCCAUGUGGGUCAGCUCCCUGAGAGCCCUGGAAUCUAAUUCAUGCUGCAGUGGCUGGCAAUAGCUUGAUGGCACUUGUCUUUAACCCCUGCACCACCAGGGAGGCCCUUGUUCUUCCAUUUUUCCAGAGGGGAAAUAUCAAAUUUUCAAGAAAAGGACUUGUCCGUGGUCUCCAGGCAAAUUGUGAACCCUGGUCUGUUUAGGGUGUUCCCUCUACUUCAGCCUCUCCGUCAAGAGCCUCAUACGUUCCUCCAGACGGAAGUUGAGGGACUGACCUGACCAGACUUGGAGUAGGGGAUCUCCCUGGGGCCAAGAGUUUCCACAUGUCCUGUAAUGGAGGCAGCAUGGGCUAAGGACCCUAGAGUCUUGCUCAAGGAGCCACAUCUUGACAACUUGGCUGCAGGGAUGUUGGGGAGGAGGGAGGUGGGAGUGCUGGGGAUUACCUGACUAGGAGCCUUGCUGGAGGCCCUGAUGCCAAUCCAGAUAAAUGGGCCCACUUAUCCCUGGGUACUUCAUUGAUGCUGAACAGCGCUGACACCAGGCACUAUGUGAGCAUAGUUCAUUGGUCUAACUAUGGGGGAGAAUCCCCUGGUAUCCACCCUGUGUCGGACUCUGGGGAAGGGGGAAGGGGUAUUGGCAGGUUAAGUCUCCCUGUGGAGCCACGUGAGGGUGGCCCAGUAGCUGCCUUCUAUGUGUUGGCCUCCCAGGGAACCCAAAGGAAGGGAGCAUCAGGGUUGCUACUGCAGGCAGGAAAGCCAGCGCUGGCCACUUGGGAUAUGGAUAACAAGUUACAGCAUUGGUGCUCAGGAGCUCUUGUCUUCAGGGAAAACAACCCAGCAUGAUAGAGCAGUAACUGAGGGUUGGAUAGCAGAAUCUGAACAUCCAGGGAGGCUCAAGAUGGCUUUUGCAGGAAGGACCACAUGGGUAGGGUUUCAUUGGAGUAGUUCAGCAGUCAAGCCAGGGUUUUGACCUGGAGACGACUACAGGAGAGAUGGCAGUGGUUUCAUUCAGUCCUAAGAUGUCCUGCAAACACAAGAAAUGGGGUGUUUUUGUCCAGCCUGACUGGUGUGGACAUACAUACUUAUCCACAAGACAGCUCUAAAGAUACUGACCCGGGACAGAAGCCAGUCCAGCUUCCAAUGGAAGCCCAAUACCCUUCCCAUCCCACUCCCAUCUCGGCCCCCUUCUGGGAGCAGGGCAGUCUCAAGAUCUUCAUUCACUUCAUAGGAGAUGGCCUCAUUCCCAUCUUCCCAGGUCUUUUCUGAGAUUGACAUGAUGGAGGCUGGGUGCUAAAGGAGCAUUUGGAGGACUGAGACUCUAAGAACAUGUUCUGGCCCACCCUGCAGAGUGAGACCCAAGUUCUCUCACUGCUUUCAAGGGAGUAUCUUUUUUUUUUUUUUAAAGAUUGAUUUAUUUAUGCAUACAAGAGCUGGGUACAGGCCAGAGAUGCAGGGGGUGAGAGGAUCCACCAGAGACAGAGUGGGGAACAGAACAGGCAGACUAACCGAAACACACUGCUGAGGGGAGCAGCAGGCAAGACAGGAGAGGUCUGCUGCGCCAUGUGGGUUGCUCUCUGGCCGGCCAGGGAUUGAACUCAUGCUACAGAGGCUGCGGAUUGCUUCAUAGUGUGGUGCCUAACCUCCUGCACCACCAGGGAGGCCCUCAAGGGAAUAUCUUUGAUGGAGAGCUUGUCUAUACCUGGCAAGACUUGUCAAGACUAAGAGGUACUGCACACCAUCCAGGCCUUUUCUACCCACCCCCUUAGAGCCACAGCCCAGACAACCUGUAAGUGCCUUUCCCCACUACAGAGGUAGGCCACAAGACUCUGAGGCUAGGAUGUCAGGGACCCUAGUGCCCUGAAUCACCGCACAUCAACUCAGUUAAGUUCACAUAUCAAAGUUUAUUCUAUAGGUAUGCAUCUCCCAAAUGCCAAUCUCAGAAAUAGAUUUAUUUUUUAAAGAUGUAUGUAUACAAGAACUGGGGUACAGGCCAGAGGUAUGGGGGUGUGAGGAUUCACCAGAGACAGAGUGGGGAGCAGAACAGGCAGACUGACUGAGACACACUGCUGAGGGGAGCAACAGGCGAGGCAGGAGAGGUCUGCUGUGCCAUGUGGGUAGUUCCCUGGCCGGGGUUCGAACUCAUGCUGCAGUGGCUGCAGAUAGCUUCAUAGGUUGUCUUAACCCUUUGUGCCACCAGGGAGGCCCUCAGAAAUAUUUUUUUUGGUUACAUGUGAGAAGAAACCAAAUUCAAGCUGAUUUGGCAAGAAAAAGGGAAGUCUGGGCUCAGACUGAAACACCCCAGGAUUUCAGGUAUGGCUUGAUCCAGGGGCUCUGAUGGCAUCCUGGAAAAUUGGUCUUUCUCUUGAGGCUGUUUUGCUUUGCAUUGAUUAUAUCCUUCUGGUUCCAGAUACUGCCAUCAAGCUCAUUGAUGAUAUCUAGACCAUAUGCCUAAUAUCUGUGGCCAAGGGAAUGGAAAGCUCUGUCUAGACUGAGAUCAUGAGGCAGAGCUAGCCCCAUUUGUUUCUUCCAAAGAUAAUAGGGCACAGGUACCAUGAUUCAGGGCUGACUAAAGAGAACAGUUUAAUACAGAAUAUGUGUGAAUCUACGAGGCAUACUCUCGUAGACCAGAGCCUUGACUAUAAGCCAUCUACUGAUCUCAACUCCUGUGGACUCUCUGGCUGACUUGAGGCCCCCACCUUGCCCCCAGUCCCAUCUCCACAUCAAACUAUCCAACAAAAACAGCAUGUAGGACUGUUGGUAGGUUGUGGGUAUUCCAAAGUUCUGGGAAUGAGUACCAAUGGUAGGGUGCCCUCACUUUCAUCCAGCCCUCAAGAAGAUAACAAGGGAGGCUGUGCAGAUAGGAAACAUUUUUAUUAUUGGCCUUGAUUCGUUCAUCAUGUAGUGUCCAACGUGGAUUACAUGUCCAGGUGAUCAGUGUGGCACACGCUUAGCCUGCCUGGCUGCCCAGCUGUGGCUCCCCCUCAGUCCAGAUGCCAGGACUUACUUUGUUCAUCAAGUCAGGGAAGCCAACACCACCAUCCCAAGAGUUCAUGCUUGGGGCACUGAGGGACAAGGAUGUCUGGGAUUGGACUCUCCAUUCCUGUCCCCCAUCUCAACCAGAGGUUCUAGGGAGGACUCAGCUGCAGCCUGGACAAUCAGUCUUUUUGGUUUCAUGAUCAUUUAAAAAACAGAAAAGACAAACAUUUCACAGUCUUUAAAAAAUAGGAGUCUGGGGGGGGGGGUCCUCGGCU